GGUAUGCUUUAUGCUUGCAGAUGGGGUUUACAAGAGACGUAGACCAUGGUUAUGCUUGGGUGGCCCUGGCAGCGUCGUUCAGCAUCCAUUUUACAAUUGGACUAAUGGGAUAUAGCUUUGGAGUGAUAAAUAUCGCUAUAAUGGAAGAAAUAGAAGAUGACAUAACAAAAACGUCUUGGAUUGGUUCUACGUUAUUUGGGACUACUUCUCUAAGUGGCCCUGUUGCUGGUAUGGUUCAUCAGAAACUAGGCUCCAGAAAAACAGCUAUGAUAUGCGGGGUGUUGAUGCUGAUUGGGAUGACAUCGGCAUACUUCUGUCAAACAGUGUUGGGGUUAUUAAUCACAUACGGACUGGUGACAGGAUUGGCUUUAGGUCUUGCAUCAAAUGUUGCUGGAGUCGUCCCAGGAUAUUACUUUCUGAAAAGAAGACCUAUUGCUUUUGGAGUGUCCAUGGCCGGGGGUGGAGCUGGUCUCUUCACUGGGCCAUUGGCACGGUACCUCCUCGACCAAUACAACCUACAUGGAACACUUCUCAUCUUGGGCGGCAUCGGCUUCAACAUGUGCAUCGCUGGUGCCUUGUUACGACCGGUAAGGAACCAAGUACAAACCAAAUCCAUUGUCAGAAAGACAGAAGAAGAAGGUUGCCAACAACCUCAUCCAGAAGCGACCAGUCUCAUGAGACAGUCAGAAGAGAACAACGCAAUCAUCAGAUCUGUCCAAUCAUCAGAUGAUGGAUCCCCUGAUCCAGGUUACACAGGAUCCUGUUUAUAUGCACGAUUCAGGAUCUUCAUACAGCUAGAUUUUGUAUUGUACAAUGUUAGUGUUUUUCUGUGGUGUUUGGGAGCAUCAUCUUGCAUAAUUCACUUGCCGAACUACGCUGAAUAUAAAGGAAGUUCACCUAUUCAGGCUGCCACUCUGCUUCCUGCUGUGGGUGCAGGUAGUAUCUUCUCAAGAAUAGUCGUGGGGUUAGUUUCAUCUGACAAAAACAUUGACAUUGUGUUGCUCCAGUUUGGAAUAACUGGGAUAACAGGAACAUUAGCGCUCGUCUUCCCAUUAUUGCCCAACUGUUACAAUGCUCAGCUUGUGUUCAGUUGUUUGUAUGGGACAUAUUGCCAUGGCGUAUAUUCGCUUCUUGGACCUAUGACAAUUAGGCUUCUUGGUUUACCAAAUGCUUCUAUUUCGUACGGAAUCGUUAGUCUCUUCAUCGGAGGUGGACAUUUGCUGGGACCACCUAUUGCAAGUUUCUUCUAUAAAGGAAGUGGGAUAUAUGAAUAUACCUACGUAUUUUCAGGUCUAUGUUCUGUCCUGAGUUCAAUAUCAGUUGCAUCCACAAGUGCAUUUAGAAGUAGGCGGCUAGACGAUUAAAGCCAGAUCUAUCGCGGUUGACAUGUUGGUUUGAUUCAACGAAAUCGUGUAUUAUGCGCGAACUGUAUAUUAAGUAAAUGCUGUAUGGCUUAUUAACAUUUAGACACCUAACUGUACACUGGUAUGUAUACCCUAACAAACCAAAUGUUGGUGCCCUAAAUGCUACGUUUUCUGAUAAAGGGCGUAUCGACAGAGGGGCGCUGAAUACUUAGAAUACGGUAUAUAUACUAUACUGGUGACUUUGGAACGUAGGAUUGUUCUUGAACUGAAGACCUGUUUACCAGGAUAGAUCCUAGCUGUGAAUUGUCCGUAGGUCCGCUAUGACUGGUAGCGAGUGAGGGCGGAUCAACGGAUGAAUCAUGACCCAGUGGACUGUCUACAUCUACAUCACGGACAAUCUCCAUAGCAACACAUCUAUGAUGGUUGGUUCAAGCUGUUGAUGGCGUCUGUUUUCCACGGGAAAAUAUACCUUUAUCCAAUGAAGCAAAGGUCUUAAUUUUUUUUCGAGUAAUAUUGUCAUGCAAACUGUUUGACUUGAUGAAGCGUGCAGUUACAGCCUUUCUCAUGAGUUGUCCGCUGGCGUUUGAGU
This is a messenger RNA of Haliotis rubra (blacklip abalone), 1953 nucleotides long. RefSeq names its product monocarboxylate transporter 12-like. The record is from RefSeq and is a predicted model, not a curated record. Gene Ontology annotation, molecular function: monocarboxylic acid transmembrane transporter activity. The transcript has 5 exons. The coding region runs from base 21 to 1364 and encodes 447 amino acids. Gene Ontology annotation, biological process: monocarboxylic acid transport; transmembrane transport. Lineage: Eukaryota; Metazoa; Mollusca; Gastropoda; Lepetellida; Haliotidae.